AUGGCCCAACAUACUCUCCCUCCUCUUCCUUACGCAUACGAUGCCUUGGAGCCCAUCAUCUCCCAGCAGAUCAUGGAGCUGCACCAUCAAAAGCAUCAUCAAACUUACAUCAACAACCUGAAUGCAGCUCUCGCAGCCCAGGCCACAGCCACAAAUUCCAACGAUGUCCCAGCUUUGAUCACCCUCCAGCAGAAGCUGCGUUUCAACGGCGGUGGCCAUAUCAACCACUCCCUCUUCUGGAAGAAUCUCACUCCCCCCGGAACCCCAGGCAAUGACAUCGGCGGGGCACCCGCUCUCCGCGAAGCUAUUAUCUCGCGGUGGGGCUCACACGAAGCAUUUGUCAAGGCAUUCGGGGCCGAGCUUCUCGGUCUUCAGGGAUCUGGAUGGGGCUGGUUGGUGAGCAAGGGCGGAGCUAAGGGCCGCCUCGAGAUCCAGACUACCAAGGAUCAGGACCCCGUCAAUGCCCCCGAUGUUCCCAUCUUUGGUGUUGAUAUGUGGGAGCAUGCAUACUACCUCCAGUACUUGAACAACAAGGCUGGUUAUGUCGAGGGGAUUUGGAAGAUCAUCAACUGGGCCGAGGCUGAGAAGCGAUACACUGCUGGAGUUGAGAACCCACUGAAGCUAUGA
Molecule: messenger RNA, 627 nt
Organism: Penicillium olsonii
Lineage: Eukaryota; Fungi; Ascomycota; Eurotiomycetes; Eurotiales; Aspergillaceae
Source: the annotation of a GenBank genome assembly